Molecule: messenger RNA, 3675 nt
Organism: Vigna radiata var. radiata (mung bean)
Lineage: Eukaryota; Viridiplantae; Streptophyta; Magnoliopsida; Fabales; Fabaceae
Product: CSC1-like protein RXW8
Exons: 11
Coding region: 1476-3461 (661 amino acids)
Cellular component (GO): plasma membrane
Molecular function (GO): calcium-activated cation channel activity
Source: RefSeq, a predicted model, not a curated record
CCUAAUCUAGAGAUUCCAUUAAUUUCUGAGAAAUAAAGUUGUGGGUUGCCCCACUAUCAACCAAAAUCAGAAAAGGAACUUCUUUAAUUUUACCUCUCAAUUUCAAAGUGUGGGCAUGAGUGGACUUAUCCUCCACUAAACUUUGGAAGCUUGAAACACUGUAGUUUCCUUCGAUUGCGUCAUCGUCAGUCUAGUCACCCUCAAGUGUUGAUCUGUCAACCUCUGCUUCAUUCUGUGUAUUGCCCUCUUCCAAUAUCAUUAUUUUUAUCUGCUUAUCUGGACAUACGCGAGAAGGAUGGUAGGGUUCACUACACUUAAACCAUAAUCCUUUCUGCAUUCUAUCAAUUUGCUCUUGAUAGGGUAAAUGUCUUAUGCCUUUAUCACGUGGCCUAUGUUAGGAAUACAAGGUACCCGAGCAACCAAAUACUCAAAACUUUUGAUAUAUUCUUCUUCCUUCCCAAGUUGUUUAAGCACUGUAAGUUGCUCAUAACGACUUCCUUCUCCCCAACCUCCAUAUCUCUCCAGCAGAGCUUCCUUCAAUUGUUUCCAAGACAAAUCUUCACUGUCAUUCACCAAAGAAUUGAAGAAAUGAAUUGUGCCAAACCGACCUUCACCUCUUCAAUGGUUUUCUGGAUUCUGAAAUAAAUUUUAGCUUUAGUAUCCAGCUAAGAGGAUAAUCAUUGUUAAACAAGGGCAACUCGAUGUUCUUGACUGAUUGCCAAAAUUCCUCCAUUGCAUCCCCUGAAGGGGGCACAAUCCAGACCCUAAGACAAUCUUGUUUUCGUUCUUCUUCUUUGAGUCCAUUGAUUUGCCUUCUUCCUCCUUUCUUUUUUGCGACAAGCUAAGGGAGAUCGCCUCCAUCAGCUUCGUUUUUGCCUCUGCCUGGGCCUUAAGCUCCUCAAUCGACUCUCUUAUUUGUGACCCUUCAGCCUUCAACAAGUUCACUUGCGACUCAAUGUUAUCCUCCUCUGCUAAUUCCUUGAUUUGUACGAUGGUUUUCUUCUUCCCCCAUUUUGGCAUCCAUCACUAGCACAAAUUCGACAGGUCAGACCAAAUUGAUGGAUACCAAAAAUACAGAAAUAGAACAAAGCACAAUAGGUGAUAGAAAGGUAUAUGAUAUUAUUGGAAAGAUAGGAAAAACAAAAGGAGUGAGACUCCAAUUCCCAGAGCAAAGCUUCUAUGUAGAGAAAUCAAGAUGAUUAUCUAUACCCAAAACCUUCUCCUCUUCCCCUUCUCUCUCUCUCAACAUCCCCCUAUAAAGAAAUUUCUCUUUCUCUCACCAUAACAACUCCUAACCGCUUCAAGGGACUGACCCUACUACCCUUGCUAGCUCAACAUCCUUGCAUUAUGGCCUCAUCAAACUGGAACUGAGACUUGUUCUUACAGAAGAGAUACUACGUUGCUAUAAAUUAUGCUUAAUUUAUAUAGGUAAUUCAGUUUGAGUUAUCCGGUCACCAAAGUACCUUUUGGUAAUUAUGGUCCUUGGAGUUUUACCGUCUUUAUUAGUUUCAAUUUGUAUUAGAGUAUUUUCUGUUGCUGCUGUCAUCUGCACUAUUCUAGUUCUUCCAGUGAAUUAUUAUGGUCGGGACAGAAAACAUAAGAAUAUACCUUUUGAGUCACUGGAAGUAUUUACUAUUGAGAAUGUUAAAGAAGGAUCCGAGUGGCUUUGGGCUCAUUGUCUCGCAUUAUACAUCAUAACUUUAACAGCUUGUACUCUUCUUUACUUUGAAUACAAAUGCAUUACUAAUUUGCGGCUACUACAUAUUACCUCAUCUCAGCCAAAUCCUAGUCAUUUUGCAAUUCUUGUCAGAGGAAUACCCUGGUCUCCAGAUCAAUCAUACUGCGAAACAGUGAAAAAGUUUUUUUCAUUUUAUCACCCCUCAACAUAUUUGUCGCACCAAAUUGUGUAUAAGUCUGGUUCAGUCCAGAAACUGAAGGAUGAUGCAGAAUAUAUGUGUAAAAUGCUCAGUUCUGGUUGUGGUUCAAUGGAACAGACGUGUAAGCCAAGUUUUGCGCAAUGUUACUUUUGUGGAGGAUCCACUAAUUCUUUUAAGAUUAUUUCUAAUGAAACUGAUAGUAUACACGGAAGAACUGGCUACUCUGACGUGCAUUUAAAUGCAAGAAAAAAGGAAUGUGCAGCUGCCUUUGUGUUCUUUAAAAGCCGUUAUGCUGCUCUUACCGUUGCUCAAAGUCUUCAAACAUCAAAUCCUAUGCUAUGGGUCACAGACCUAGCUCCUGAACCACAGGAUGUUUACUGGUCCAACCUUUGCAUACCAUACAAGCAACUUUGGAUCCGUAAGAUAACUACAUUUGCGGCUUCUGUCACCUUUGUCCUUGUAUUCCUUAUCCCUGUCACAUUCGCCCAAGGAUUGACUCAACUGGACAAGCUUGAGAAAAUGUUCCCUUUUCUCACAGGAAUGCUUCAAAAGAAAUUUGUGAUUCAGCUGGUGACUGGUUACUUACCAAGUGUGAUUUUGGUUUUAUUUUUAUAUGCUGUUCCACCAGUGGUGAUGCUAUUUUCAACAAUGGAGGGAUGUGUUUCUCGUAGUGAAAGGAAGACGAGUGCAUGCUCCAAAUUUUUGUACUUCACAAUUUGGAAUGUUUUUUUUGUUAAUGUUUUUGCCGGGUCUGUUAUCAGCCAACUCGCAGUAUUUAGUAGUCUAACAGAAUUACCUGCCCAACUUGCCAAGGCUGUUCCUGCGCAGGCUACCUACUUCACAACAUAUGUUUUAUCAUCGGGUUGGGCAAGUUUGGCAUUUGAAAUUAUGCAACUCUUUCCGCUUUUUUGCAAUCUGUUCCAAAGAUUCAUACUUGGGUAUAAUGAGGAUACGAUCAAUGGCUUCCUAACUUUUCCAUACCAUACAGAAGUUCCAAGGAUCUUACUGUUUGGAUUCCUUGGGUUCACCUGUUCUAUUCUGGCACCCCUAAUAUUGCCCUUCUUGUUGUUCUACUUUGUACUGGCAUACCUCGUUUACCGAAACCAGAUUCUGAAUGUAUAUAUUAAAAAAUAUGAUAGCGGGGGACAGUUAUGGCCCAUUGCUCACAACACAACGGUCCUUUCGUUGCUCGUCGCUCAAGUUAUUGCACUUGGGGUGUUUGGAAUAAAACAGUCACCAGUUGCAUCAGGGUUUACCUUUCCAUUGCUGAUCUGCACUGUACUAUUUCACCAAUAUUGUAGGCAACGAUUUCUUCCAAUAUUUAAGAACAAUGCAACACAGGUUCUUAUCGACAUGGAUAGGAGAGAUGAGCGUUGUGGGAGAAUGGAACAGAUUUAUGAACAGCUGACUUCAGCGUAUUGCCAGUUUUCUAGUUCUAAUCAAUCCGAAUGUUUCAGCAGUCAAGGGGAAAGAGAAGAUGUUCGAACUCCGCAAGAUAUGGAGAAAGCCAACGAAAUGACAGAAGAUAUAUCAUGGCCACCAGUUAUUCAUAGUUUCGAUAAACCGGUAAAAGGGGGGAAGUAAUUUUAGUUUUUAUACCCGCAGAUGUUGUAAGAAUCGUGGUGUCCCCAAAAAAUGGUGGAGCAUCAUGAAUCAACAAUUUUGAUAACGGAUAAAAUCUGGGUUCCAAUACCUACAUAGAAAACAAGAUUUGGAUUGUCCCUUGAAGUUCACUUGUGCAACAGACACUGUCAAUUCUGACUGAAAAAUACAAAAGCUAUAUUUUGUUUAGUGAUAA